Chionomys nivalis (European snow vole) is the source of this 1688-nucleotide messenger RNA. It is a transcript of the gene Dusp28, whose product is annotated as dual specificity phosphatase 28. Gene Ontology annotation, molecular function: protein tyrosine/serine/threonine phosphatase activity. The record is from RefSeq and is a predicted model, not a curated record. Gene Ontology annotation, cellular component: cytoplasm. Lineage: Eukaryota; Metazoa; Chordata; Mammalia; Rodentia; Cricetidae. The transcript has 2 exons. Gene Ontology annotation, biological process: protein dephosphorylation. Bases 89 to 580 code for a protein of 163 amino acids.
CCCACGACGCGGUGAGGUCGCCUCCUAGCGGCCACAGCAAGAAGUCCGCAGGCCGCGGCCCUCGGCUGACCCUCGGGUCGCUGGGGUCAUGGGCACCUCCGAGACCGCACCGCCGCCGUUCGCGCGCGUCGCCCCCGCGCUCUUCAUCGGAAACGCGCGAGCCGCGGGCGCGACGGAGCUGCUGGUGCGCGCGGGCAUCACUCUGUGCGUCAACGUCUCCCGCCAGCAGCCUGGGCCGCGCGCGCCCGGAGUGGCCGAGCUGCGCGUGCCCGUGUUCGACGACCCGGCGGAAGACCUGCUGACGCACCUGGAGCCCACCUGUGCCGCCAUGGAGGCCGCGGUGCGCGACGGCGGCGCCUGCCUCGUGUACUGUAAGAACGGCCGCAGCCGCUCAGCCGCCGUCUGCACCGCCUAUCUUAUGCGCCACCGCGGGCACAGCCUGGAGCGCGCCUUCCAGAUGGUGAAGAGCGCUCGCCCGGUAGCCGAGCCCAAUCUGGGUUUCUGGGCUCAGCUGCAGAAGUUUGAACAGAACCUCCGGGCCCAGGCCCUCCUGCCCCGGGAACCCGCUGAUCCCGAGUAAGCCGCCCCCUUCAGCGGCUGGGUGGCCAGGUGUCUACACUGCAAGGCGUUCCUUCCCUCUUUUCAAUAGGCAAUGGCCUAGGGUUUUGCCCCCUCUUGGUGGCAGUCCAGGAGUGUCUACUGAAGAGGGGGGCUUCGUUUAUUCAUCAGGUUUGGGUCAAAUACAAACCAGCUAAGUUUUAGGUAGAGAACUCGCGUUAGGGAUCGAUGAGUCUGGGGCGCCUACGAGAGUUGAUAGAGAGUGACAGACCAGAGUCCUAGCUUGCUGUCUCCUCCCAGGGAUUGCCUGGCCUUGCAGGCAGAACUUCGUGCCCCCUGGAUUUCUUUCUUGCCCCUUCUUAGGCAGAGGCUUAGAGUCUCCCAGCAGGAGGUCCGGGGCCCAUCAUCUUUAAUCUUACAGCUGCUGUGCGGUGGGAGGAAGGCAUCUGCCCUUCUCCCCACCGCCGUAAUUAACCUGUAUCAAUGCCUAGCAUUGUCAAGCUGCCAUUAUACACUGUGUACCAUCCUCCCCAGCUGGCAGGCAGGCCCGUCAGUUGUCACCUUGUGUUGCUUGCUCGUCUAGUUCAGACAUAGCCUCUUAGACAUUGUUUCCUUAAGAGCCCUGGAAACUUAGUUACCAUUUAAAGAAGUAGUGAGGGAAGAGCAAAGAAAAACCUGGGCUAGGUGUGUGAAUUACAGAUGUGUGGCCACUGGUAAAUUUGCCAACAAAUAUGAAUCCGUGAAUAAAAUCCCAGAGUUGAUAUUUAUGGUUUCUCUUUUCUACUUCUCCCUGCUUAUGGUCUCUGGGGCCGGAAUAGUCCAUUUGCAUCAGCUUCUUGAAGAUCGUGGUCUGUCUCCCCGUUUUGCCCCUGAAGAGACUAAAGGGUUUGGUCAUGUCUGCCUCUAUGCAGUGAGACAUACUCGGGUCCCCAGAUGGAGGGUUCUCCCUUAAAAUGAAGAAUGAAGCCGUCUCACUUAGCUGAACCCAAGGUUGAGGGGACGUGAGGCACACAGUUCAUGAUCAAGGCACUGGGGUGCUAGUGAGCACCGCCUUCCCCACCUGCCCCCACACUUCUGGUUUCUGACUGUGAUGAGCAAGCCCUUCAGCGGUCACUGGUUCAAAGUGUUCG